Molecule: messenger RNA, 4179 nt
Organism: Phymastichus coffea
Lineage: Eukaryota; Metazoa; Arthropoda; Insecta; Hymenoptera; Eulophidae
Exons: 3
Coding region: 131-1369 (412 amino acids)
Source: RefSeq, a predicted model, not a curated record
CACGCGUAGCUUCUUGAUGAGUUUUAUCUGAGAAUAAAAGAGGAAAGAAGAGACGCAAGUUUAGUACGAAGUAUGUGUAGCAAUAAGACGCAUCGUUUUGCAUUACAACAUUAAAUACGACAUUAAUCGAAUGUCAUACCGAAAAAUUAUGAAUUCUCAAAAAGAAAAAAUGACGGUGCUUGCACUUUUCGCGCUUAUUGCCAUGAGUCUCGAUGGGGUCGUUGGAAUGAAAACUACGACAAGAACUCUCUUCCCGUCACAUGCUACGCUGUUACUCAGAGAUCGUUAUUCGUUCACAAGCCCAGGCAUGGUUUUCGGUACUUGCGAUGAAACUGUUUUAGUGGCCAAAAAACGCUCGUGUACUUUCGUCAUGGAAACAAAGAAGCCCAUAGAUUCGCCCGACCAUUUCCGCGUCUGUGAUGUUACAUUCCAAGUUAAUAGACCAGACGAAGUCAUCGGAAAAAUCUACAACAUCAUCGCAUUCGGAAAAAACAAAGCUGUUGUUGCAUGGAAGGAACCGAACAAUUUCGAUCGUUAUGGAAUCAUACAUUUUUCCGAUUGUCGCGCUAUCGUCGCAAAAAUAAACGACAAUGUGAACAUCAAGUUUGGUUCAAUCAUGGCUGCCGCUGAUGACAUGUUCGAUGUAGUCGAGCCUAACUACGGUAUAUCAUCUUGUAAUAAUGGAACGUACUGCAGGCUGAUCAUUAAUAGUGAGGGCAACAUCGUUACCGAUAUGGACGAAUGGAUAAGUGUUAAAGUGAAUACCAUCCUCGCUGCUGUGUAUUCGCCGACGAAAGUUCGUUUGGCUAUAGAUGGCAGUUUAUCUAACGGCGAUGUCCGAGUUAUGACGGCUGAUAAGACGAUCCAAGUCUUGAGAAAAUACUCCAACUCGGAAAAAAAUGUUAUCCCUACCAUAGCUAUCUCUCAGACAUACGAGAAACUAAGUAUUUGUUACCAGUCGAAGUCGCAUAUAUUCAAUUGUUCACAAUUUAAUUUGAAUGGAAAUCUACAAUUUGAAAAUACUUUGGACUUCAGCAGUAACAUUCAGACAGCGGAAAUUCACAACUUACCAGAUGGCGGUUUCAUGUUGCUAACUGAGAGUUGCUUAAGUGGUAGUCCAUUUAGUUGUGUUCAGAAAAGUAAAAAUAGUUUCGUCAUUACUAAAAUAGACUCUAAAGGAGUUAAAGUCGGAUCUAUGGUGGUUUCAAAGUUUCGAUUUGACGGUCCGAUUGAUUUGAAGGAUGUUCAUUUCUUCGUAAAUGAAAAUAACGAAUAUUGUUUAUCGCACAUGUUCGUCAAAAUCGAAAAAGGAGGUUCAAUGGAUAUUACGAUCACUUGUUUUGAAGAAGAAAAUUUAACAAAUUCUUAAAUUAACUUACUUAUAUUCAUCUGAUGGCUUUUUAUGGUAUGAAUUUUCGAAUAAAUUUUUACAUUAUUAUAUAUAUUAUAUUUAGUACUUUAAAUUUAUACAUGUUUUACCGCUAUGUAAUUACAAAUUUUGCAUUGGAUAGAUAAUACAAUUUAUUAUCAUUUUUUCUACACUUUUAGCUUCUGUCUGCAGUAUGAUGUAUCUAAUAAAACAAUAAUAACUAAAAUUGUACGUUUAUAUAAAAUAUAGUAUUUCAAUAAAAAAGAAAAUCAGAAUAUUCAACGUAAAUGCAUGUUACAAUAAUAAUUUCUGACGACUGACUGCUGUUCCUAAUUGGAAGUUCUAAUGAUAUAAGUUUGAAAAUUUUUAUCAAUAAAAAAAGUAGAAAAUUUCAAUUGAAUAAUUGGAUAAUCUAUGUUCAUUUUACCACUUUAUACAAGACAUUAAUUUUUUUUAACUUUUAGUUAAUCAAUGAUUUCGCUCGAUGAACAUUAAAGUAUUGAAGUUUUCUUCAAUUUAAUUAAAUAUGAUACUACAAUUAAAAGUGAACAAUUUUAUAAUUGAUUCUUUCAACCUACUUAAUUACGAUAGAUGUUGCAAAAAAAUGGUAUCUAUAGCUAUAAAAUUACCGUUAAAGCGAUAAGGCCGAUCGAAAUCCAACAUAGCAUAGAAGUUUCCAUAGUUAAAAAGGAUUAGAAUAAAUAUUUGGUUAAUUGGAAAAAUUGAAAAAAUAAAUAACAUGAAGUGGAAAAUAAUCGAUUACUGCGAUUUUACUCUCCCUAACAUUUUUUAUCAAGCCGUCAUAAAAAGUUUAAAACAUAUUACUCCUUGUAAGUUUUAUCAUUGAUUACAAAAUAUUGAAUUCAUGAUAACUAAAAGACUUCUUCUACAUAUAAAGCAUAGUUCGCAUAGGAAAUAGUUUAAUCUUGACUUAUAAACGUUAGUUUUUUUUCCGUGAUUGGCUAAUAAGUACUAGUAGCCAAAUAUACUGAAAUGGUACGACUAGUUCAAUUUGAAUGUAGUACUUGAAAACACCAGUCCUGCACAGAAUACUAAACGUAAGUUAUGAAAUUUAUUCUUAAAUACGUUUUUUUAGAUUUUUAACAAUAACUUUUCAAUUUUUGAACAGUAGUGCAGUCUAAAAAUGACAGUGAUUCAAAAAGGACAUAUAACUUUUUUAAUAUUGAUCAUUAAUGUUCUUACCUAUGAAUUGAACGCAUCAAUAAGAAUAAAUAAAUUCAUAGAGCUUAGGUACAAAACACGAUUGAUUGAAAACUAUUAUAAACCUGGUAGUGCAAGCUUCAUAUUUGGUAAUUGCGACCCUCGACCAAGAAGUUGGGGAAAAUUGUGUACAUUUGCUAUUCAAUCAAAACAAUCUGUAAACUCCAAAAAUCACAUAAAAAUAUGUGACUUUAGAAUCAAUGCUAAUUAUACAAAUGGCGAAUUUAUUGGACCAAUUCUUGAAGUACAUGACUUUGGCAAUGAUAAAGCAAUUCUCACGUAUAGAGGAAAAUAUGAUUUUAUUAGAUAUAGUAUAUUACAUUUUUCUAACUGCGAAGCUAUAGUUGUUGUCAAUGACAAACUGCAUCUUGAAAAAAAUCAUGUAGCAUCGGCAAUUUCGCAUUCAGCAAGAUGAUUUUGGACGAUGGCGGAAAUAUUGUUACAGGAUUGAACAAAUGGUUGUGUAAUGAAAAUCCUCACAUACUUGCAGCAAUACAGUCACCAUUUAAAGGAUAUUUUAUAGUCGAUGCGGCAACAAUGUUGCAAAAAACUGUUCAAAUCAAGGAAGUGAAUCAAAAUGGUAAAAUAUCUGUAAUAGAAUUUAAACAUUUUCAUAGUUGACCGCUGCUAUUUUUACAUAUGAGGAAAUUUGUUUAUAGUUCAACAUUUAUUAUUUUUGAAAAUUGUUAUUCUAUAUAGUUUAUAUUCCAUAUCGUUAGAUAGCUACAGAAAAUUAUCCACUAUUAUUUGCAAUCAGUUAUAUAAUAACACUUUACACACAUAUGCAUAAUAAUUUAUACCAAAAUAACAGUGUUUUUCCAAAAAUACUAAGUCUUAUUUUUAAACUGUUUCAGUUACAAUACUGAAAAAGUAUUUCAAUUAUGAGUCAUUUUCUUCAACAGUGGCAAUAUCAAGUACCUAUCAAAAAUUAAGUAUUUGCUACCAAAUUAAUUCACUUCGUUUUAAUUGUUCUCAAUAUAAUCAUAAUGGACGAUUACAAUUCGAAACUUUUUUAAAAUUCCAAUAUCCGACAAGAUCAGCUAAUCUUUAUAAUCUACCUAAUGGUGAAUUUCUAUUACUUGUUCAAGAAAGUAUUGAAGAAAAUAACGUUGCAUUUUCCAUAACUUAAACAAACAACUUGGUAGCCAUAAAAAUCAAUGAAAAAGGAAAUUUAGUAAAAUUUGCCAAACUACCAAUCGAUUUGUACGAUGUUAUAGAUUUUUCACAAAUUCAUUUCCACAUGGAUGAGUACGGUUAUUACUGUUUUUCCUUUGUUUAUGAAAUUUUAUUACUACAAAACAAUAAAUUAGCGGAUUUAGUUAUCGCUUGCUUGGAUAAUCAGGACUUUGAAAAUACAGAAAAAGAACAUCAAAAACAAAUCUUCGAAAUAACAACCAACAUUAGUUAGUUGUGUUUUCUGUCCAUCCUCCUCAAGUAAACAAUUAUGUAUAAUCAAUUUAUUGUUCAAAAAAUGUAUGUUUUAUAACAUCUAGUUCCUUGCCUAUUAACCAACUUACCUAUUAACUUACCUAUUAACCUUCAACGCGUAAACAUAUUAUUUAAAGUAAAAAGAAAUUAUUGUAAAAAAU